AUGGUGUACACAGGAUUCGGUCUGGAACAGAUAAGCCCAUCCCAGAAAAAGCCUUACAAUGAGUUAACUCCAGAGGAGCAGGGAGAGCGAGGGGCAGAAAUGAUCAUGAACUUCAUGACUUCUUGUCCAGGAAAAUCAGUGGUGAGUGGAGUAACUGGGUUUGCACUGGGUGGUGUGUUAGGUCUGUUUAUGGCGUCAAUGGCUUAUGAUACACCACUUCAUACCCCUACACCAGCUAAUACUGCCACAGCUGCCACGGCUGCCGCAGGAAAUGUGGGUGUGGGCGGGAUAUCAAGAACUGUUCAACAAAUAUCCGACUUGCCGUUUCGGCAGCAAAUGAAACUUCAGUUUACCGAUAUGGGUAAAAAAUCUUAUUCCAGUGCAAAAAAUUUUGGUUACAUUGGGAUGAUCUAUGCCGGCGUUGAAUGUGUCAUAGAAUCGCUCAGAGCCAAAAACGAUAUAUAUAACGGAGUGACGGCAGGUUUCUUUACCGGUGCCGGUUUGGCAUACAAGGCUGGACCACAAGCUGCUUUAAUGGGUGGUGCUGGGUUUGCUGCCUUUUCAGCUGCGAUUGAUUUGUAUAUGAAAAGUGAAGAUGGAAGGCCACCUCGUAAUGAUUUUAAGGAAUGA
Molecule: messenger RNA, 630 nt
Organism: Saccharomyces kudriavzevii IFO 1802
Lineage: Eukaryota; Fungi; Ascomycota; Saccharomycetes; Saccharomycetales; Saccharomycetaceae
Gene: TIM22
Product: translocation channel protein TIM22
Exons: 1
Coding region: 1-630 (209 amino acids)
Biological process (GO): protein insertion into mitochondrial inner membrane
Cellular component (GO): TIM22 mitochondrial import inner membrane insertion complex
Molecular function (GO): transmembrane protein transporter activity
Source: RefSeq, a predicted model, not a curated record